This is a messenger RNA of Jaculus jaculus (lesser Egyptian jerboa), 2107 nucleotides long. RefSeq names its product hydroxyacyl-CoA dehydrogenase trifunctional multienzyme complex subunit beta (gene Hadhb). The record is from RefSeq and is a predicted model, not a curated record. Gene Ontology annotation, molecular function: acyltransferase activity, transferring groups other than amino-acyl groups. The coding region runs from base 163 to 1590 and encodes 475 amino acids. Gene Ontology annotation, biological process: fatty acid beta-oxidation. Lineage: Eukaryota; Metazoa; Chordata; Mammalia; Rodentia; Dipodidae. The transcript is spliced from 16 exons.
AGUCAGGCGCUCAGCGGACAGUCCGCGAGGCCGGCGGCGCCCGCGGGCGGGGCCGAGGGGUCCUCUGUGGCAGAAACUGCCUCUUGGUUCUGCGAGGGUUGUCACUCGGGCGAACCUUGCUGAGAGCCGCGACCCAGCCCGACGUGGACUGAGAUUUUCAGAAUGACUUCCAUCUUGACUUACACUUUUAAAAACCUUUCUGCCACAUCAAAAUGGGCCCUGAGAUCAUCUGUAAGACAUCUGAGCUGUUCCUCCCAGCUACAAGCUGCCCCAGCUGCUCAGACCAAAUCAAAGAAGACCUUAGCCAAACCUAAUCUAAGGAAUAUCGUGGUAGUGGAUGGUGUCCGCAUUCCAUUUUUGCUGUCAGGAACCUCGUAUAAAGACCUAAUGCCACAUGAUUUGGCUAGAGCUGCACUUUCGGGUUUGUUGCACCGGACAAAUGUGCCAAAGGAUGUUGUUGAUUAUAUCAUCUUUGGUACAGUUAUUCAGGAAGUGAAAACAAGCAAUGUAGCUAGAGAGGCUGCUCUCGGAGCUGGCUUCUCUGACAAGACUCCUGCCCAUACUGUCACCAUGGCUUGUAUCUCUUCUAACCAAGCUAUGACCACAGCUGUUGGCCUGAUUGCUUCUGGCCAGUGUGAUGUGGUCGUGGCAGGUGGUGUUGAGUUAAUGUCUGAUGUUCCUAUUCGUCAUUCGAGGCAAAUGAGGAAAAUGAUGCUUGAUCUCAAUAAAGCCAAGACUCUGGGUCAGCGACUGUCUUUACUCUCUAAAUUCAGAUUGAAUUUUCUGUCACCUGAGCUCCCUGCAGUGGCUGAGUUCUCUACCAGUGAGACCAUGGGCCAUUCUGCAGACCGACUGGCUGCUGCCUUUGCUGUUUCUCGACUGGAACAGGACGAAUAUGCACUGCGUUCUCACAAUCUGGCCAAGAAGGCACAGGAGGAAGGACUCCUUUCUGAUGUUGUGCCCUUCAAAGUACCAGGAAAGGAUACAGUUAGCAAAGAUAACGGCAUUCGUCCUUCUUCUCUGGAGCAGAUGGCCAAACUAAAACCUGCGUUCAUCAAGCCCCAUGGCACAGUAACAGCUGCAAAUUCUUCUUUCCUGACUGAUGGUGCUUCUGCAAUGUUGAUUAUGGCAGAGGACAAAGCUCUGGCCAUGGGGUAUAAGCCAAAGGCAUAUUUGAGGGAUUUUAUAUAUGUGUCCCAGGACCCAAAAGAUCAGCUCUUACUUGGACCAACAUAUGCUACUCCAAAAGUUCUAGAAAAGGCAGGAUUAACCAUGAGUGAUAUUGAUGCUUUUGAAUUUCAUGAAGCUUUCUCAGGUCAAAUUUUGGCCAACUUUAAAGCUAUGGAUUCUGAUUGGUUUGCACAAAACUACAUGGGUAGAAAAACUAAGGUUGGAUCACCUCCUCUGGAGAAAUUUAAUAUGUGGGGUGGAUCGCUGUCUCUGGGACACCCUUUUGGAGCCACCGGCUGCCGGUUGGUCAUGGCAGCUGCCAACAGAUUGCGGAAGGAUGGAGGCCAGUAUGCAUUAGUGGCUGCCUGUGCAGCUGGAGGGCAGGGCCAUGCUAUGAUAGUGGAAACUUAUCCAAAAUGAUUGCUCAAGAGGAAGUGACCUGAUUUCUGUGCAACACUCACAGUGGGCAGUGCCAUUUCAAUGCAUUAUCAAGUGACACCUGUAGUUUUUAUUCCUCUUAGGAAACCAACAUUUGUGGCCUUCUGUUAAAUACAUUGCAAUUACAUCUUGGCAGUGUUCUGAGCUUUUCAGUAAUCACAGCUUAUGUGCUCUUUCAGGGAUUUCUAAGUUACCAGACUAUCAUAUAGAUAUGUGUAGACAGUUGUUUCUGAUCUCUCUUGUCAUUGAAGACUAACUGAGUAGUUGCAGUUUACAAAGAGAUUAGCUGGGAUUUGAAAUCAUCUUUGUAACAUUUGUAAUCUAUACUUUUUCCUACCUGUGUUCUAAAGAUAAUUAUUUUCUCUAAAAUACAAACCAGUGUGCCUGAAUUAACUAAUUAUGGGAAAAUUACUUAAAAUCUAAACAUCACUGAAAACUUAAAUGUUAAGGUACAUAAAUACCAUAUUUGUCAACCUUAAUAAAGUAGAGAAGUAUUGGA